AUGUCCCCGUUUAGGCUUAUCUAUGGAAAAGCUUGCCAUUUGCCUGUUGAACUUGAACACAAAGCACAUUGGGCUAUCAGGAAAUUAAACAUGGAUAUGGAAGCUGCUGGUGAACUCAGGAAACUUCAGUUAUGUGAGCUUGAUGAGCUGAGAUUAGAUGCCUAUGAAAGUGCAAGAAUCUAUAAGGAAAAGACCAAGCAGUGGCAUGACAGAUGGUAUGGUCCAUGUGUUGUAAAGAAGGUGUUUGGAAAUGGUGCUUUGGAAGUACAGAGUCCUUCAGAAGGAAUAUUCUCAGUUAAUGGUCAAAGAGUGAAACAUUAUUUCAAUGGAGAUCCUAUUCUUGAUUUUGAUGCAAGACCAGAAGAAGCAGAGUUGAGGAAGGCAAGCCUUGACAGUGGUCAAGCAUCUUGA
Messenger RNA from Brachypodium distachyon (stiff brome), 411 nucleotides. RefSeq lists its product as uncharacterized. The transcript is spliced from 2 exons. Bases 1 to 411 code for a protein of 136 amino acids. The record is from RefSeq and is a predicted model, not a curated record. Lineage: Eukaryota; Viridiplantae; Streptophyta; Magnoliopsida; Poales; Poaceae.